UUUGGCGUACGAGAGAUCUACAUGAUUUCAUUUCUCUUAAAUUCAUAAUUAAGUCAAGGACAUUUUGUGUGCGUAGUUAGUUUUUGAAUAUCUCGGAUAUCAAAUAAUCGUGUGGAUAUAUAUAUACAUAUAUAUAUAUAUAUCGUCCUUUUUGGGCUGCAAACGGCUAGUUCCGACGCCGAGAACUAUCAUCUUGGCCGGGAAAAAGUCUGAAACUUCACUAUACUUCGGAGUUCGGACUUGGCUUUCAUUUUUGUACCUUAUAAGUUUCAAUAAGACAACGUUUUGUACUUCUCUGGCUCUACGAUGCUGUUGUGGCCUCGCACUCCAACCUUUAGGCGGUCUCUACGUUCUCUUUCCAACGCCCAUCGGAAUCCUCACCAUUCAUCCUUUUUCCACCUAAACCUUUCUUCUUCAAUCCAACCUCAGGUUUCUGGCGUCUUGGACGACGAUUGCGAAGGCUUCUUGCCAUGGUUAGAGUGGAAAGCUGGCUCUGGGAUUUCAUCAUCGCUUUCAAUCGGGAAAUCUUCGUAUGGCAGGUCUCUGUUUGCCUCUAGGAUUAUACACCCUGGAGAAUGCAUUUUACAAGUUCCUUAUGCCGUGCAAAUAAGUGUGGAUAAUUUACUCCCAGAAAUCAGAUCUUUGAUCAGCAAUGAAGUUGGAAAUAUUUCAAAACUUGCUGCUGUUAUUCUAGUUGAGCAGAAACUGGGUCGGGACUCCGAGUGGGACCCAUAUAUCAGCUGUCUUCCUCAGCAAGGACAGCUGCAUAAUACAAUAUUUUGGAGUGAAAGUGAAUUGGACAUGAUUCGGAUAAGCUCAGUGUAUCAGGAAACUAUCAAUCAAAAGUCUCAAAUUGAGAAGGACUUUUUGGCAAUCAGACCAGUUUUCGAAAGCCUCCUUAAAAGUUUUGGAGAAUUUACUUUCAGGGAUUUCAUGCACGCGUGCACGCUUGUUGGUUGUCGGGCAUGGGGAAGCAUGAAGGGCUUAUCUCUGAUUCCGUUUGCAGAUUUCUUGAAUCACGAUGGAGUUUCAGAAGCAAUUGUAAUGAGUGAUGAUGACAAACAAUACUCAGAAGUUAUAGCUGAUCGUGGCUAUGCUCCUGGUGAACAGGUAUUAAUAAGAUAUGGAAAAUUUUCUAAUACUACCUUGAUGCUGGACUUUGGCUUUACACUUCCUUACAACAAUUACGAUGAGGUCCAGAUCCAGCUUGAAAUACCCAAGCAUGAUUCCCUGCAUGACAUGAAAAUGGAACUCUUGAGGCGAUAUUUUGUGCGCUCUCCCAAAGACGUGAAAGGCUUAAGCAACUCUGUGAACUCUUUCAUAGUCAAGGAAGUGAUACCUACCAGUGCAAAAGGAAAGGGACUUCCACAAUCUCUUCGUGCAUUUGCUCGCGUCCUUUCUUGCACCUUUCCUCAGGAACUAAAUGAUUUGGCCAUGGAGGCUGCACAAACUGAUGGUAGGCUGGCCAGGCGGCCAUUGUGCAACAUCAACAAAGAGAUUGAAGCACACCUGAUCUUGUCUUCAUUAUUCACCAAAUUAAUUGCAGAGCGCUCUGAAGCUAUUAUGUCAUUGGAAUUUUCCAAUGCUUCCAUUUCUACAAAAGUUGAUGUAAGAAGAACAAUGGCUCGGGAUCUCCUAGUUGGUGAGCUUCGCAUCCUCAAAUCUGCUUCUGCUUGGCUGGACAAUUACUGUUUUUCUUUGUCUGGACAAGCUAUUCAUUGCUAGCCCUGAAGCUUGACGAGACCUUCGGUAUGACAGCCAGGAAGAGAUCUCCCACUUUUUGGUGAUGUUUAUAGCGAUCAUUUUUUAAUUCUUUUAUACCAAAUAGACCCUUUCCAUUUUUUUUAACACCCUUGCCAGUUUAUAAAUCGUGUGGAUAAACGUCGAGUUUUAGAAUAUUUGUAAUUUUUGCUGUAAGAUUGAAUUUUAAAUGUAAUUAUAUUUGAUGCAGUAGAUAAACUCUUUUUAUUUCAUAACUAUACCAUGUUAUUACUUUC
Prosopis cineraria is the source of this 1997-nucleotide messenger RNA. RefSeq names its product ribulose-1,5 bisphosphate carboxylase/oxygenase large subunit N-methyltransferase, chloroplastic. Gene Ontology annotation, biological process: peptidyl-lysine monomethylation. The coding region runs from base 307 to 1725 and encodes 472 amino acids. The record is from RefSeq and is a predicted model, not a curated record. Lineage: Eukaryota; Viridiplantae; Streptophyta; Magnoliopsida; Fabales; Fabaceae. Gene Ontology annotation, molecular function: protein binding; protein-lysine N-methyltransferase activity. The transcript is spliced from 15 exons.